CGCACGCACACACACACACACACACACACACACACACACACACCAGCUUCACCAUAGACUUUGGAAUUCACUGUUGCCAUGGCAAUGGACUAGAGCACGCUCUCUCGCAUCGCUUGUUCUUUUUUUUGCUUUCUCUCUCUCUCUCUUUGUGGAGGGAAACCAGCUUCUCUUAUUUACCCGGGGGCUUGAUUUUGCUGUUGGCUACAGGUUACAGUCUCUCUCAUUUGCUCCCUCCUCACCCCACUUUCCCAACGCCACCUCCUUCUUGCCUCUCUCAGUUGCAGAAGAUGACUGCCAUGGUAAUUCAAUAGGAGGAGCGGACAGCGAGUGAAGCACCCACCACCUGCUAAGAACAAGCAAAGGAGUGGCAAAAAAAGAAAAAAGAAAGAAAAACAGAAAAAACUAAAAAGAAAAGAGACCGCAAAGAAGUAGGAAGGGCUCAGAUUCGGGGAAGUAGCAGUGAAAAGAGAGAAGGAGAAAGGGGAGAGAAAGCAAAGGCUAAACGGUGGAUGGAGGCGGUUCGGACCAGGGUUACGAAGCUCUCUUCACUGACGAAGAAGAACAGCAGCAGCAGCAGCAACAGCAGCAGGGGGGACAGGAGAUGGAGACGAAAGGAAGAAGCAUGCCCCCAGACGUCAGUUUCCUUCCACGCCCUGCGAUGAUUUGGUGGGAACGAGGCAUUCAGGUGCUGUUGACCACCAUGGGGGCCUUUGCGGCAUUUGCUCUCAUGACAGUGGCCAUUGGCACAGAUUACUGGCUGUAUGCCCGUGCAUUCAUCUGCAACAGCACAGCCAACUCCUCCCAGGAGGAUUCCUCCAGCAACAAGGACAAGAAAGACCCCGGGGCUCUCACCCACUCUGGCCUCUGGAGGAUUUGCUGCCUUGAAGGCUUGAAGAGAGGUGUGUGUUCCCAGAUCAAUCAUUUUCCCGACGAUGCAGACUAUGACCAAGAUGCUGCAGAGUAUCUGCUUCGUGUGGUUAGAGCUUCCAGUAUCUUUCCAAUCCUCAGUGCUAUAUUGCUCCUGUUGGGCGGAGUGUGUGUUGCUUCCAGCGGCUUCUACAAGAGCAAAAGGAACAUUAUUCUCGGAGGAGGAAUUCUCUUUGUAGCAGCAGGGCUUAGCAACAUCAUUGGGGUGAUAGUAUACAUCUCUGCAGCUCUCAGCGACAUUUCUCCAAAGAAAGAUGAGGAUAAGAAGUGGCACUACUCUUAUGGCUGGUCAUUUUACUUUGGCGGUCUGUCCUUCAUCCUGGCUGAGAUGGUUGGAGUCCUGGCUGUCAAUAUCUACAUUGAGAAGAACAAGGAGCUGCGCUGUCGCUCUCGCACUGACCUCUUCAAGAGUACCACGCAUGCCAUGCUGCGUCUGCCCAGCUACCGCUUUAGGCGGCGCUCGCGCUCCAGCUCCCGCUCCACCGACCCUCCUCGUUCACAGGAGACGUCCCCUGUCGGAGCUUCCAAGACCUUCACUCUUCCUCCGUCUGCUCCUCCUUUCUCUGUUGCCACUCUGCCCAACCCACACCACAGCAGCAGUGGCGGGAGUGGUGGAGGUGGUGGUGGUGACAUCUCCAUGUACACCCUGUCUAGGGACUCCAAGCUGGGGAGCCUGGGAGGAGGCGCCCCACCUCUCUACGGCACAGUGGACCGGGCCACGCUUUAUCAGCUUCACAAUUACUUCCCGAAAGAUUCCAGCGGCAGCAGUGGAGGCACAGGAGCAGGGGCGGUGAUAAGCAGUGGUACACUCCCAUCUCACUCAAAGUCCAACUUGGCAGCUGCAGCAGCUGCUGCUAAUGCUGCCCCACUGAAUACCUCCACCUCAGCUGUUGCGCCGGCCCCAUCAGCCCCAAUCUCAACAGCUACAAUGGAGCGAGACAGGGGCAACGUUGGAACCCUGGACCGGCUGACAGCCAAAAGGGACAGGGAUAGCAACUCCGAUACACUUAACAGGAAAACAACGCCUGUUUAAAAUGUUUUGAAUGGCCUCAAAAAGUAUAAAAAGUUAGGGCUUAAAAUGGGUGGGCAACAUUUCAACAGUAAGGGUUUUUGUCCUUGAGUCUGGGAGUAUCUAGCUGCCAUAGAUACAAUAUCAUAAACAGUCAUAAAACACCUAAUACUCUGUGGACAUUGAUGACAACUGCCUGCCUUAAAACCAUCAAAACAUUCAGUGUGUUUUUUUCUGUUUACUUUUGUUUUUUUGUUUUCCUAACUCAAUUGUGCAAAUCUGAUAAAAUAACAGAAUAGAACAGUUCAUACUAUUAAUUUCCCAGGUAUAAAGCUGUAGUUUACUCAUGUAAUGUCCCAUUUGGCAUUUAUAAUGUCUGCAAGAGACUAAAAACACUCAAAGAUGACCAAUUAGAAGACAUGCCAAGAUGAAAUAAGCCAUAGUUUUGUCACAUGUAUGUUCAAAGGAACAGAAUGUCACAAAUUAUUGCCACGUGAAGAGCUUUUCAGGGUCCAGUUCUGGAUCCUAAGUAGCUGCUUGUCCUCUGGUCCACAGAGUAACACCUCACUCACAUCGCCUUAUGUCAAUGUCACACAAGGGAGAAGUGUGACUCACUACAAGACUAUUUAUUUUUCUUGACAUGUUAUUGAAAUUAUUUCUUGCACCUUUAUUUAAAAGGUGCAAGAAAAAAAUGUUUAAAUGAAAGCUUUCAUAGGACAUGAUUUUGGCAAAUUUGAAGAAAGAUUGUGGUUAGGUGAGUCCAAAAAUGGCUUCACAGUAUAGUUAAAAAUCAAUAUUUCACAUAAACAUUGUGGUAUCAGGAUCGUGCUACGGGAAUUAUUUUAAAUUCUUUUCAAUACUAAAUCAAGCCAUACGUUUAAGAUUUGUAUUUGAAAACCCAAGUUAAACCAUUUCAAUUUCACAAUUAUGCAUAAUCAUGUAUUUAUCAAUAACUCAAAAUCUGAGUAAAAUACAUUACAGUUUGUGAUUGUUUGUGAAAAAAUGCAAAAAAAAAAGGGUCAAGAGGUACGAGGAUUCCUCACAACCAACUUAACCUAAUAUUCAUCUAUUUAUUGUUUAAACAAGAGACUGUUAAAAGUGCAUAUAUGCUCAAACUGAGACUGAACUAAAAUUACAAUUUUUUUGCCUUUCAAGUAUUUAAUUUUUGUUGUGAAACGUCAGGAUAUCCAAGAUAUUGUAUAGGUAAAGUUAGGGAUGGGAUUAACUGUGGCAAAGUAUUUUUUUGGAAUGUUCAGCUAAGUUUCUCAGCGAGGGAAUGAUCAUAAUUGCAGCUAUAAGUGCAACGAAAAUUAAUUGCAGUUCACGAGUGAGCAGCUGCACUUUUGACUCUGCUCAUAAAUUAUGGUCACGGUGUGUCAUCAGGAAGCCUUAAUGUCAAAAGAAGUUUUAUUUUCAUAGAGAGAAUGUUGUGAACAUUAUAUGAUAUUUAAUUGGUUUAAAUGUUUGGGGGCAUUUUAUGACUGCUUAUGACAAUAAUUAGAUACUGGAGGCUCAAAGGCAGCAUCUGUUGAAUGUUCUUGCUAAGGGCUGAAAAGGCAAGCAACAGGCUGGGGUUGGGAUCAAUUUACACUCAGGGGGUGACAUUUUAUUUAAAAUCAAAGGUUGAAAAUUACUCUGUACAAAAUAUGGACUUAUUCAAACUAUAUGUGUAACAAUAGUAUCUAGCACAUCAGAAUUGCAAGAAGUUAGUCAAAUUUCAGGUGAAAUACAUUCUACAGUGUAUUUUUAAGAUGGUAUACUAAAUAAUUAAAAUCUGAAAGAUUUAUUUCUGAUUUAAUUUUCCAGACAUUCAGCACUAGACUCUUAGAUUGUUGUAAGUUCCAGACUGAUGUAUAGAAAUCUGAAUGCAGUUUUGACUGGACAAAUUAGCCCAACCCUUACUAUUAAGAAGUAAGAGAAAAAUAGCCUAUGUUCCAAUUCCUAAUUUCUAUAGCUAUAACUAUAUCAUGUUUAACAAAAUAGAAUAAUAAAUGUAUUAUAAAAUAGUAGAAAAAAAAUCCACAUAUACAAAAACACACAAAGUCUGUAAAUGGUAAACUUUGAGUUUUGUCAUCAUUAGUGGACAUGAGGAGUGACAGUCAUCUCCAGGUUACAGGAGAUUGUAACUCUGAGUGUUGCUAUCAUGUUCUUGGUGUUUUUAAUGAUCAUACUUGUUAUUGCAGGGUAUUUAUACAUUUAGAUGUCAUUGUUUUUAUUUUAAUUUCAUAAUCGUCUUAAUUUCUUUUCUCCUGGUGUUGUAAUCAAAAGUUGUAGAGUCACAUCAAAACCGGUGCAUAAAAAGAGGAAGGUCUACAUAUUCUGCUUUUAUUAAAUAUCUUUAUUGUUGUCUUUGCAUUUGUUUGUGUGAGGAAAGGUAAAUGAGCAUUAAUGCUCCACAUCUCCAAUGUUCUGCUAUGACCUAAUGGGCUCAGACUGGACAGUUAUAAUCUCUGUGGCUGACUGGUUAACAGCUAACCUGGAUCAACUCGGGGUUACCUGCUGUGCUCAAGAGCACAUCUGUAACUUGUUUUAGAAAAGUGUUUACUUAUUUUUUUCUUCAAAACAUCUAUUGUUCUAAUAAAUUCAUGACAAUAAAUGGGCAAAUUUUAGUGCACUUUUUUCAAGACUAUUAUGCUUUUUUUAACACAUAUAUUAUUUUACUGAAAUUAUAACACUUUGUUUUACUUCUAUGCUGUGGGUUUAAGUUUUUUUUUUUAAUUUUAUUGGCUUAUUUUUUGUCAAAUAUUAAGAGUGGUUUUGUCCUCUAUUUAUAAUUUGUCUUCACUUAUUCCUGUUAAAUGUCUAUUUUAUCUUACUUUGGUUCCUAUCUGUUUUCUUUUGUUAUCUUUUCUGUCUUUAUUCCACUUUUUUGUCAUCAUUUCCUUGUAGGAAAUGCAUAGAUGUUUUACUUUUGAAGCAUAACCAACGUAGCCUAAAAUCUGUGUUUUUUAUUGUUCUAACUAGUGUAUACCUGUAGGUGAUAGAGUUUAUAUUAAUAUAUUUAUUUUGCUGGUGGUAUGAAUCAUUAUUCUUAAUGUUAUACUGUUUCAGAGUUCCAGCUCUUUUAUCUUGGGACUAAAAAGGUGACAGUGGUCCCUUAGUGCUGGCAAAGUGAGCUGCCUGUGGUCUGUGUCGGUAAUGCUAAAUGUGUUCACACUGUAAACAUUAAGUACAAAAAGCUACAUCUGUUAUUUCUAAGGCACAAAUGUGUGUAAAUACUGUGAUGUAGGCAUGGGCUGGUAAAUUUAUCACUGUUUCUUGGUACAAUGGCAUUUGCAAACAGAAAAGUUUAAAUAAAUUUGUGUAACAUAAUCCAAUAUCUUCUAUGUAAAGAAGAUAAGCACCAGUUAGCACGGUUCCUGCCACAAUAAUACCAUGUAUGGUGCUCCUAUAGUUUCUUUUUUCUUCUGUUGUCAGAAAGGAAAAAUAUAGAUGUCUUCUUUCAACCAAGAAGACACCCAGGAGCAGUUGAUUGGCAGCAACAGGUAUUGCUUUUUGCUGCACACAAGAGAAAUCGCUUGUCAUCCUGGCACUUUCCCUGGCAGAUUUCAAAUUAUAGACAGUAAUGACAAUUUUUUGAAACUGCAUUUUAAACUGUGGUAUUUCUUGAUACCUUGUACCCACCCCGUGCCUACUGAUAUGUGUCCUAAGCUUACAUAUGUUUUGUGAAGUGUUUCUAAUAACUUUGUCUGCUAUACAUUUUUUUAAAAUUAUUUUAUGGUUAUGUACCAAUGUUAAAGCCAUUCUGAGGCCAAUGUGAAAACCAAGUUCCUUUUCCAGCACUUUGGCUACUGACACAAGCUCAACUUGAAACUCUUCAGAGAGAAAACUGAGACGGAUUCAAGUGUAACUAAUGUCACUAAUGUAAAAGGGAAGCAAUACAAUAUACAGAUUUUCUUUGGAAAAGACAAAAAAGAUACAAGUAUAUACAAAAUAUAAAUAUAUAGAUAUAUUCAAUAAAGUUCUCUAUGUAUAA
Poeciliopsis prolifica (blackstripe livebearer) is the source of this 5912-nucleotide messenger RNA. RefSeq names its product voltage-dependent calcium channel gamma-4 subunit-like. The record is from RefSeq and is a predicted model, not a curated record. Lineage: Eukaryota; Metazoa; Chordata; Actinopteri; Cyprinodontiformes; Poeciliidae. Gene Ontology annotation, biological process: neurotransmitter receptor internalization; positive regulation of synaptic transmission, glutamatergic; regulation of AMPA receptor activity. Bases 602 to 1960 code for a protein of 452 amino acids. Gene Ontology annotation, molecular function: channel regulator activity; voltage-gated calcium channel activity. The transcript is spliced from 6 exons. Gene Ontology annotation, cellular component: AMPA glutamate receptor complex; postsynaptic density membrane.